Molecule: messenger RNA, 2805 nt
Organism: Ostreobium quekettii
Lineage: Eukaryota; Viridiplantae; Chlorophyta; Ulvophyceae; Bryopsidales; Ostreobiaceae
Source: the annotation of a GenBank genome assembly
AUGAAGCGUGACGAUGGGGAGAUGGUCCUGGGGGCCCACAACGAACCAUGUCAACGACUCGUCCAGGGCCACGCUUACACAUUUGGCAAGCAUGUUACGCCGCUGUUCAUUGACGAGGUGGCCGGGAGGGUGGCCGACCUUGAGCGCAGCGAGCAUGGAAAGAUCGUGCAGCAGCUGGGGCUUGUGGAGAUGUUCCGGGAUGCCUGCGAAUCUGUGCUGUCGCGGCUGGGAGCGGCUCCUGAGGAGCCCUAUCCUCAUCAAGUACACCCGCAGUACCAGCUAGUGUUCGACCACACAUGCCAGGCCCUUGGUUGCACAGAGCCGAAUUGCUUCCUAUGCGAAGCAAACCCUAGGCGGCGCUGUAGUGGCGUCUUUGAUCGCAAAUACUUCAAGGGGGACAUCCUCAAGGGCAAGUGUGGGGCACCCAUCGUCGUGGAGCUGAGGGAUAUGGAGGGCAAGCGGGUGGCCUACGACGGCGGCAUGAUGGGUGUAAUCGUGGAGAUGUGCAUAUUGGACGGGAACAAAUACGAUCAGCUCUACCCUGAGGGGCCAGCCCAUUGUGACGUGGAUGGCCUCAACGACUGCUGCCUGCUAAUGGGCAAUGAGGGCCGCCCACUACUGGCUUCCUACGACCGCACCGCCAACCGAACUGACGGCAAAGUGGUGGUCCAGCUACAGGGCGGCACCGCCCUCCUCCCCGACCUCAACGUCACCUACAGCAGCGAGGCCCUGCUGUCCGGCCGGCGCCCGCCCUUUCGCCUGAUGGUCAAGAUCUCCUCCCCGGGCGCCCUGCCGGGCCACCUGGUCCUCCCCGCCGUCUCAGAGGGCUUCGUGGUGGCCUCCGGCAGGUCCCGCCUGGCCCAGAAAAAGUGCAUCCCAUCCGUGGACGACCCUGUUGGUCGACUCGAGCACAUGGGCAAGGAGCGGGUCAAAAAGUUGCGUGAUUUGGUGUCAACCGCGAGGAUGAUGGGCGUCGAUCUGCCGGUGAACAUGCCCCACGAGGUGAGCAAGGUGGGCCACUUCAGGGGGUUGGCGCUGGAGGCGGAUAAGGACGGCCAGCUGCGGCAGAAGAUGCUCCACAUCCUGAAGAUGUCCGAGAAGGCCUGGGAUGAGACCAGGGACCAUGCGCUGCUGGCGGUGACGAACGACACGCGGAUGCGGGCCUGGUACCAGGAGGAGUCCGGCGAGGGGCUGGUGUACACGUGCUACCUGGGAGACACGGACCUCGAGCGCCCCGUGGCGCUCAUUCAAGGCGGGAAGGUGAUACUCAAGGAGCGCCAGGCACCGCAUCAGCGCGAGCUGGUGCGCGAGCUGCAGCAGAAGGCGCGCAAGGCCUGGUGGGAUCCGGGGCACCCCGGGUGGAUGUUCUACCCCUACGACUCUGAGGACUUCUCCGAAAAUCCCCAGCACCUGCCCCCGCCCUCCGCCCCCCGUCCCUUGCGGCCCGGGCAGGGCCGGGCGCUGGAACUUGGCGGCUGUGACCUGGGGCCCCCUAGGGUGCCAUCCUCCAAGGGGGUGGCGGACACCGCGUCGUUGGGCCUGGGCUCGAUGAACGGCUCCCUGGGGGGGUACCUGCCCUCAAUCCCGUCGCUGGGCACCAGCCCGGAAAACCUGUCGAUCAGCGAGUCGCUGGCGUACGACGACGGCGGAAUGGCGCGCGGCAAGAAGCGCCGGCUGGACGACGACUCUGCCAAAAAAUUCGAAUGGGGGGGACACGAGGCCAAGGCGCAGGUCCUGGCGGCCGGCGGCUCCAGAGACGGCCGCUCCGUGUCCCUGAGGGACGCAAAUUCCGGCGGGUCUGGCCCCAGGAUCAUAUCUCCUUUCGAGAAUCCGGGCCAGCAGAGGGUGAUCUUUUCCAUGUGCCACCAGCCCCCGCCGCAGCCCAUCCAGCCCGAGCCUCCACUUGAGUCCCCCUUCAGCGACAUCAGCCUGCCCAAGCCGGAGAUCGUGAAGGUGCAGGCGGAGGACUGCAGGGGCCGGCGCAAUCAGCACGUGCCGGUGCCUGAGGAAGGGUCUGUCCCCUCCGCCAAUGUGGCCAAGCAGAUGGAAGAAUUCAUACAAAAGAAUUCGACAUUCAUGGGCCGUGGGCCGAAGUCCGAGAGGCGGCACCCCAUGGCCAGGGGGGGUUCCUUCACGUUCAGCGCCCCGCGGAGCAACCCAGUGCGGGGAUCGGCUGACUUGGCAAGCAUUGGCCUAAGGGCACGGACGGCAGAGGAGGGGGGCAAGAAGGCGCGGAGCAGCGUGGGGGCUGGGCUGGGUCCCAGCGGCAGGCAGUGGCCCCAGCACUUGAGCCUCGGCAGUAUAGAGACCCUGGACGCCAAUGCCAAGUCGGCCAUCCGGCACAUUGAGCUUGCGAGGAGGCUGGAGGACGGGACAGUGUCCAUCCUGCCUAUGCCAUCUUCCAACGGGGGCGAGGAGGGGGAGGGGGGCAGGCUGGUGGUCCCACACGUGGAUGGGGUGAGCAACGAGGCGGUAAUGAGGAUGGCAAGGGUAGCGCAGGGGGGGGGCAGGAGCGAGAGGGUGCUGGAGGGCAGGCAGGUGUUUGAGGAACAAGGGAGGGUUGUAGGGGACGUGGAGGGUGCAGGGGAUGGGGCCCAGGACAUGGGUGAGUAUGUAUCCACGAGCAACUCCCAGGGACAGAUCAUCGUGCUGGGGAACACCAGCCCAGGGGGCCAGCAUGGUGGGGUGUUUCCUUAUGGGAGUGUAGUGCUGCUGCCCAUCAACAUGACGCAGCAGAUCAGCAGCACCAACAACAACAACUCGGCGGGGGACGAGGCCAUGGUGGAGGCGGAUAAGGCAAACUAG